AUGGACACGAACGCACUUGUCGACCUUGUCCAUGAGGUGCAGGGACAGAUUUGGGUCGAUAAGGUGAACGAGACUCACAGGUUGGGCCGUCUCUGCCCGUGGGUGUCUACAUUCCAUCCCGACAAACUUCCCUGUGAACUUGAGGGUUCAUUCCACCAUGGCGCAUUCAAUGCCGGGAUGAAAAUGGUCUUCAGUGACCGCACUGUCUGGAUGGUACGUUUCCCUCGCGCGGGGAAAAUAUGCGAUGGCUACACCGAUGAGAAGGUGGCGAUGGAGGUGACGGCCCUGCGCCUCAUCCGCGAGAGGACUGCCAUCCCCGUCCCGAGAGUCCGCGCGUGGGGUCCCGCUGCCACCAACCCACUUGGUCUCGGUCCGUUUAUCAUAAUGGAUUUUAUUGACGGGGUGAGCCUCGGUGAUCUUCUCCAAGAUCAUAAUGCCGAACGCCCCAGCCGACUUAUGAGGGAGGACAUCAGUGACCAUGAUGUCGAAAUUAUCUAUAGACAGAUGGCAGGAUUCCUGCUUCAGCUAUUCAGACUCGAUUUUGAACAGAUCGGCAGUCUGCCACCGCCACCACUGACUGAAGCUCAUCGCUUUACUUCCCUGUCACGGCCGCUAACAUUCAAGGUACACAGCAUCCUACAGAAUGGGGGAGUGAAUACAUUCGGUGACCGAACCAAGGGGUUUGCGACGACAACCGAAUACUUCCAGUAUGUUGUCGGUCAGGACUGGGAACAGCUUGUACACCAACCAAAUUCAGUCUGUGGCGAAUACGAUGCUCAAAACAAGUAUGUGGCUUUUAAGGCACUAAGAUCCCUUGUGCCAGACUUGAUCCAUCCGAAAUAUAACCAUGGCAAUUUCAAGUUGAUUUGCGACGACCUCGGCCUUGCCAAUCUGAUCGUCCGCAGCAAGGAUGAUCUCACUGUCGUUGGAGUAGUAGACCUCGAGUGGUCCUAUAUAGGACCCGCGCAGCUGUUUGGCUCGGCACCCUGGUGGCUUCUCCAGGACAGGCCUGUUAAUAGCGCCUGGGACUAUAAUGGCGAAGAGCCACCCGAGAUCGCUGCAAGGUACUUCAAGUAUUUAGAUCAGUUCACCCAGAUUUUAGAGGAGGAAGAGGCCAGGACUCCAGGCCACAAAGAGAAAGAGCUUUUUAGCCUCGUCAAGUGGUCGCAAGAAUCGGGAGCCAUGUGGCUCCACAUACUCCUCUCAUCCGGCUUCAACGAUCACCGCAGCUUUCCUUUUACGAAGCUUCGACAGCAUUUUGGAGCCGAUGGCUGGGCCAAGCGAGAGAAAGAAUUUGACUGUGCAGAAGAACUGGAGGCUUUCGCAUUGCGAAAGGUGGGAGAGUUAGAUAAGUAUGAUGAAGACCUGGAGCAGAUCGAGGAAAACAAAACUCUCCUGGACAGCGGGAGAAUGACCAAGGAAGAAUUUAUUUUCGCUGCUGCAGCAAUUAUAAAACCUCGCAGCUCCUCAUCGUCUGUGGUGAACAAUGAAGCAUCGAGUGACAAGGUACUAUACAACAUGCCGUAUUUAGUUAGCUCGGCCUGCAGGUUACGAAAUUGA
This is a messenger RNA of Aspergillus costaricaensis CBS 115574, 1560 nucleotides long. Its product is annotated as phosphotransferase family protein. Lineage: Eukaryota; Fungi; Ascomycota; Eurotiomycetes; Eurotiales; Aspergillaceae. The record is from RefSeq and is a predicted model, not a curated record. The transcript has 2 exons. The coding region runs from base 1 to 1560 and encodes 519 amino acids.